ACUUAAAACGUUUAUAAAUGAGGCUUUCACACCAUAAAUGAAGGUCUGUAGGGUGAGUCCUCCCUCAGAUCUGCACAGUUUGAUGACCAGUUUGUGGAGAUCGAGGGUCGGUCUUUUCCGCCGGGCUGGGUCCUCCGACUGUCUGUAUGGGUAGGUCUCAGCGUUGUGGGUGUGUUCGAGAAAGAGUUUAAAAAUCCCACACAUGCGCACAACGGGCUCCAGACCCCCCCUCUUUCUCACAUUCACACACACAGAGAAACACACACUCGCACACACUCACUCUUACACACUCUUCUUGCGCCAUAUUGGACUGCUAACAGAGCGGAGCCGUUCAGCGCUGUAACCCGCUAGCACAACUCGGCUAGCGGCUAGUCCGGACUCUUAGCCCCGCUUCUGCUGGGCGCUUUUUAAACCUCUUCGCGGUUCCUGAAACUCCCCCAGGCGUCGGUUUUUAUCCCCCACAGGCGAGUGUUUUUCCCGUGUCUGGGUCGUUCUGUGUGUGUGUGUUUUCUUCUCUCUUUCGGAGCCGUUCGCUCGGAUGGACCCGAGGCUCACCUGGAUCCAGCCCGAGCAGAAGGGACCUGCUAACGCUCUGUGGAUGCGGGUGUGGGAAACCUCGCAGGGUUUACGGACCGGCACCGGGACGAACCGGGCCAGCUCCCCCACCAUGGCGUCUAGUUUUCCGAAGAACAGCCCCGCCGUGGUUCCGCCGGUACCGGGCUAUUCCGGCCACCAUCACCUCGCUAACGGCAGCGCCGUCUCCUCCGGUUUCUGCCCGCCGGUUGACUCCUGCGGUAUGAUCGAGCUGGCCAACGGCGCGAUAAAAGCUCCCCAAAAGGACGGCUCUCUGUCCCCGACCGAGUCCGCCGACUCGGAAACGGACAGUCCCAAGUCGGACUCUUCUGGAACUUGGGCCAAACUUCAUUUCAACUUCGUCGAGCAUUUGCACAACAUUAACAACUACCUGCACCACCGUCGCCACCACCAACAGCAGCAGCUCCAUCCCCACACUACUCUCCAGCCACACUUACACCGGCACUUCCCCUCGAAAGACCUCCAGCAGAACCACCACCAGGCCAGAAAGAAGAGCGACAACAAAGCCAGCACCUACGGCAUCAACUACCUGCUCUCCAGCUCCAACGCCAACGCCAACCACUUCUUUUCAGGGACACCGUGGAAGACGAGGAGAUACAGCCCCGGUAUUAAUGGGCUCCACGAAGAGAUAGUGGACUUCUACAACUUCAUGUCCCCGUGGCCGGAGGAAGAAGCAAUGAGGAGAGAUGUGGUGAAUCGCAUUGAGACUGUGAUAAAAAGCCUGUGGCCUACAGCUAAUGUCCAAAUUUAUGGCAGUUUCCGUUAUGGACUCUAUCUCCCAACAAGUGACAUUGACCUGGUGGUGUUUGGGAACUGGGAGCGGCCUCCUCUGCAGCAGCUUGACCAGGCCUUUAGGCAGCAGGACUUUGUCGAGCCUUUCUCCAUCAAAAUACUGGAUAAAGCUACAGUUCCUAUAAUUAAACUCACUGACAGAAAAACGGAGAUGAAAGUUGACAUCAGCUUUAAUGUAGAAACUGGGGUCGACACUGCAUGCUUUAUUAAGGACAACUUGAAGAAAUACUCAGUGCUGCCGUACCUGAUAUUUGUUUUGAAGCAGUUCCUACUGCAGAGAGAUCUAAAUGAAGUGUUCACUGGAGGCAUCAGUUCCUACUGCCUCAUUUUAAUGGCUAUCAGCUUCUUACAGCUCCACCCCAGAAUUGACUGCAAGGGCUCUAAUAUCAAUCUAGGCAUUUUGCUCAUUGAGUUCUUUGAGUUGUACGGUCGGAAUUUUAACUACCUGAAGACGGGCAUCCGUGUGAAGAACGGAGGGGCGUACCUGGCCAAGGAAGAGAUGAUGAAAGCCAUGACUAAUGGAUAUAGACCCUCAAUGCUGUGUAUCGAGGACCCAAACGAAGAAGGUAAUGAUGUAGGUCGCAGCUCUUACGGUGCCAUGCAGGUUAAGCAGGUGUUCGACUACGCUUACAUCGUCCUGAGUCACGCUGUCUCUCCCCUGGCCCGCUCCUAUCCCAACAAAGACAUGGACAGCACACUAGGCCGGAUAAUCAGAUUGACCCAGGAGGUGAUUGAAUACAGGGAGUCGAUCAUCAAGAGAUGGAGAAACAGACACAAUGCCAGAAUAAACAGCUGUCUUCCUCAGCUCGGAGGUGAUUCAGAGGAGCAGCAGAGAGACUCCUCAUCUCCUCAAAGUGCUGAUUCCAUCAUGUCUCAGUCCAGCCCUCAGCAGCACUCAUCAUCGUCAUCAUCCUCAUCCUCUUCUUCCUCUGUUUCCUCCUUGUCAGGAAGUGACAUUGACUCUGACUCAGUUCCAUGUGGAACCAAGCAGCUUCAAGCUUUCCCAGAAUCCACCUUGCCCAGCACACAGCAGAGGCCACAAAACAGGGCAAAUCCAUCUGAAACAGUUUCAUCCUCCAAUGGACAGCUGCGAAAAUCACUCCCUGCGAAUGUGGUGGUGCCCUCGCUUUUGCCAGGGAGACCAGCAUGUGUGGACGGGUGUGUUCCAUUUAGUGCUGGUUACCGGCUGCCCUCCCCUGUCUACCUCAGCCCCCUUCCGGGCUCUCACCACCAGCACUACGCCAAGUUUAAUAAUGGUCAGAGGUUCGGACUGAAGGGGCCGCUGCACACCAGCAGCUUUGAGCCUGGAGUAAUGCCAGGACCCCGAGCUCUUCCUCCACAGCACAACCGCAACACUUGGCGCCGCCGCAGGAGGGACACAGCACCCUCCAGCCUUAGCAGAUAGAGCCGGCACUUCUGCCGCAGGUCAAAGGUAGCACUUCCUUUAUAGGUGGCCGCCAAACCCACUCCCUGCUCUCUGACGCACGUGGUCUUGAUCUCCAGGUCACAGCGUGUGCAUCUGACAUGUGACUGCCUGUUUGGAUGUACUUGUUUGUUUAUACGUAAUCACUGUUCACCUUUUUUCUUUUUUUUCUUUUUUUUUAUUUUAAUAUUUGACCCUUCCUCCUCCACUUUUUUGUUUUUGUUUUGUUUUUUGUUUUGUUGUCUGGUGGCUGUAGUCUUUUACGUUUUGUAGAAGUUAAAUUUGGGUUUCUGUUUGUGGUGCACACUAAACUUUUCAGCACAGCCAGGCUGUGCUUGGAAUAAUAUUUAGUAUAACUCUUGUGCAAUAUGGGUCUUUGUUUUAAUUUGAAAUUUUUAGUUCAUUUUUUUAAUUUAAUGUUUGUCAAAGUUUACAUUUUGUGUUCUGUAAUGAAUGUAAGACUGUGGUGAGGUUUAUUUGAUGUUCUUAUGUGCAUAACAUUUUUAGCAUGUUCAAAUCCAAGCCAUGAACAUUUCCGUGAGCCGUGAUUUGUGGUUUUGCGCAUGCUAAAACCCUAUUUAUGUACUCGAUUCCGCAAGACGUCCUCCCGAUGCGCCGGCCUGCCAUACGUGCAUUUCAGCUUCCGCACCAGCAGAUGGAGCCAUUGUUCUUAAACUGCUCUGUGCCAAAAUCCUAUGGCUACUACAACCGGAGGCCUGAUAGACCAAGUGUUCCUUAUGUUAUAGCCUACGUCUUGUCUUUUCACAGCCAGCAACGUACCAAAUCGCUUUUCCUUGAUUUUUAUACUUGAUUAAUGUUGACUUUUUAUUUUGGGUCGGAUUUUUGACUCACUGCAAUUCUUUGUGGCCAGCUGAAUAGUUGGGUCAGGGCACGUUUCUGGGGUUAAUUUAACCGUCUUGCUGAGGCCUCAUUGUCACUUUUACUUUAUCAUUUGAGUCGCAUCGAAGCUCGAGGGACACUAGGAUGAAGCGAGCUUGUCCUUUAGUCCAUUUGAAAUCAGUGUAUUUGUUUGUUUGUUUGUUUUUUUGUUUUUUCAUUUUUUUUUAUUAUUAUUAUUUUUUUUUAUAUAAGGGAUCUCCAAAAAAGGUUUGCUUGCCCAGAGGCAAGACUACUUAGUGAUUCCGUUAUGGAAUCUUUCUCUGUCGGCUUCUCGUUCUGUCGAGCAAUGCAAGUACACAAACAAAUGACCAACAGUGUAAUCUUUUUGCUUCCUUUUUUAAUUUUUGGGUAGAAACUGCCAAAAGUAUGGCUUGCAGUUUUAUUAUGACUUCUGUAAAAUUCUCUAGAGACAAUUCUUCCAAAUGAACAGACUUUGUUGAUGGCGCAGCUUGUUCCAGUGCCAAAUUUUAGCGCAUCAGUCUACUUCCAAACUUCUAGGCCAGUUAGAUCCAGCACCGUGCAGUAUUUCUACCAGUGUUCUAUGCAAAGUGUAUUUUGAUAUUUAUUUGCUUACAGAGGCAAGUUGUCAUUGCCAAUUUGUCAUUUACCUAUACUCAUGCCACUAUAAUAGUAAGCACUCUGGUACAGGAUGGUAAAAGUGAUCUUUAGCUCAAUGGUGGGAUCAUGUACUGUUCACUUUUUUCUUUUUUUAAAAUACUAAAGGAACUUUAACUGUGUCCUGCCAAAUAUUCCAUGGAGCACUCAAUUUUAUUUUUUAUUUACGUUCAUCCCAAAGACCAUCUUAAAGUAUGCCCAGCUGUGUAACACAUUUUCAGCUGUUUGUCUCUAGCACCCCCAAAAGUGGCUUCCUCAUUGACCUUGGUACAUAUACAGUGCUGGAGAAUUACCAAAAGGAGAAUCCUGCUUUGCACUCCAUGGACUUGGGAAGGGGACAUGGCUGAGCACAUGGAUAAUUCUGUCAGUCUUUACUUCAGCCACGUUCCCACUGAAUGAAAAUGGUGUCCACGUGGGCCAAAUACAUGUCAUCUUCAAAAAGGUGACAUUUGAAUGUAACCUGAAGUAAAUAAGGUUUUGGUGGGGGGGGGGAGUUUUUGCCUUUUUUUGUCCCUGGAUAUUUUUAUGUAAAGUUUUUUCUACAGAUUAUUUUUAAAAUAAAUAUCUUAAAAGACUGACUAUUGUGUUU
Molecule: messenger RNA, 4913 nt
Organism: Colossoma macropomum (tambaqui)
Lineage: Eukaryota; Metazoa; Chordata; Actinopteri; Characiformes; Serrasalmidae
Product: terminal nucleotidyltransferase 4A-like
Exons: 13
Coding region: 539-2791 (750 amino acids)
Biological process (GO): RNA 3'-end processing
Cellular component (GO): nucleolus; TRAMP complex
Molecular function (GO): poly(A) RNA polymerase activity; mRNA binding
Source: RefSeq, a predicted model, not a curated record